Molecule: messenger RNA, 2308 nt
Organism: Mercenaria mercenaria
Lineage: Eukaryota; Metazoa; Mollusca; Bivalvia; Venerida; Veneridae
Product: furin-like protease kpc-1
Exons: 13
Coding region: 505-2298 (597 amino acids)
Biological process (GO): protein processing
Cellular component (GO): Golgi membrane; trans-Golgi network
Molecular function (GO): serine-type endopeptidase activity
Source: RefSeq, a predicted model, not a curated record
AUCAGGAAUGAGGUGUCGAGAGUGAUUAAUGUAAGUUGUAGAACUUCCUUUCCUUCACAAUCGACCUAAAAUAAAUUAUGUAUAAACUAAUGCUUAUAUCUAGUGCCAUUGCAGGUACUUCUCAUUUAUCGAAAGACUGCAAAUUAUGCUUUGACUAUAUUUUGUACAAACUUGGAUGGGCUGGAGUUACUUUAUUUAGGAUCUUUUUGCAGGAAUGCUUUCUGGAUUUUUUUUCUUCUUUUUUUUUUGAUUUUUUAAAUAAUCCCAACAUGUUGUCAUUUAUUUGUCAGUAAAAACUAAUUUUUUACAUUAAAGCAUGCUUGGUAAAUACAUGAUAUAACUUAAAGCCUAUAAAAAUUUUCGGCAAUACGUGUGAUUUUCUUUCAUUAUUAGAUUAAAAAUGUUAUUUCGCCAUAAAAGAUUGAGUAAAGUAUUUUUGUUACAUUUUAACAACUAGAUCGGGGUUUAUCGACUCUGUUGUAAACUGAACGACAGGCAAGUAGAAUGUUCAAACCAAUGGUUGUAUGUGUUAUAAUAGUCGGAAUAAGUGAUGUAACUGAAACAAAGACUCAGUAUAGGAACAGCUACAUUCUUCGAUAUAAUGGAACUUUGGGAGAAGCCGCUAUAUUGGAGAUAUCCGAAUAUGGUUACAAAUUAGAAAAACGGAUCUUUGAAGGAUAUUACCAAUUUCGUAAAGAUGUAUCAUUAACACGUAGUGCUGAAAGCGCAGACGACAACAUGGAGGACUUAAAGAUUAGAGAUAAAAAGUUUGUCUCAUUUCAACAAGAAGAGGUGUAUUACAGGACGAAGCGUUUGAUACAAAAAGAUCGAAAGCGACGUUCAGUUUCCAUAUCAGAUGCGAACUGGACAGACCAGUGGAACUUGAACCCAGGUCAUGUGCCGUCUAUGGGUGUGUAUAGUGUCUGGGGUAAAGGGUACAUGGGACAAGGCGUCACUGUAGCAGUAAUUGACGAUGGAAUUGAUGUUACACACGUUGACCUUACAGAUAACUACAACGUUUCUCUAAGCUACGACUAUAUUUACAACACGGCGGAUGCAUCGCACGCUAAUGUUGGAGAAGGGCAAGGUACAAACUGUGCUGGAAUCAUUGCGGCAGGACGAAACGAGCACUGUGUCAUCGGAAUAGCGUACGAAGCUAAAAUACUAGCGAUUCGUCUUGUGGAUAGCGUAUAUGGUGCCACGCCAUCAGAAGAGGCGUCUGCCCUGAUUCACCAGCUAGAAAAUAUAGAUAUAUACAGCAACAGUUGGGGACCUGAAGAUGACGGCGCUGGUUUUGAUCCUUCUGAUGGUAUCUCCUCCAUCCAGGAGGCAGCAUUACUUAAGGGAGUAACAGAGGGUAGAAAUGGUAAAGGAGUGAUUUACACUUGGGCAGCAGGAAAUGGAGGUGCCUAUUUUGACGAUUGUAACGUUGAUGGAUACUCCAACACCAUCUAUUCUAUAUCUAUCAACUCUCUGGCGCCGGACACUGCACCUGCAUGGUAUGCCGAGGAAUGCACAGCAGUAAUGGCGGCUACUUACGGUGGAGACGACACACAAGACACAGUUGCAACAACCAGCCCGGGUAACCAGUGUAUAGACGACUUUCAAGGAACGUCUGCUGCAUGUCCGGUUGCUUCAGGAAUCAUCGCAUUAGUGCUUCAAGCGAAUCCUGACCUGACAUGGAGAGAUGUACAGCAUUUGAUUGUUGAGUAUUCUACUAAUACCGGACUUACGAAUGCUUACUUCUAUACCAACGCAGUCGGGAAGAAAGUUAGUCUGAGCCAUGGCUUUGGAUUGAUGAAUGCCGAGGCGAUGGUGGAUGUCGCCCCCACAUGGAUUACUGUACCUAGUCAGAUAAGCUGCCAAGGAACAACUCAAUACGUAUAUAAGUCGUCGACAGCAUUAACAUCAAUUGUUAGCACAUGGACAAAUGAGUACUGUUUUAUCAAGUACCUUGAGCAUGUACAGGUUAGCAUCAGUUUCCAGGCGGAAUACAGAGAGAACACACAAAUAUACCUCGUGUCUCCAGGGGGUACAGAAAGCCGGAUACUGCGUGAGAGACCGAAUGAUAUAGAAACUGGGACUGUUUCUUGGAAAUUUAUGUCACUUCACACAUGGGGUGAAAACCCUUCUGGAACGUGGACACUUAGAAUGGAUUCUUCACUUUCAAGUAAUACAUUGAACCUUAACACAUGGUCACUAACAUUCUUUGGUACUGCUACAGAUCCGCUACAUGGAAUUGAAGAUGGUAAUGUUUUAAUUAAAAGAAUUCUGAAACAUGACAUUGUUGCAUGCUAGACUGUUUCAG